AUGGCUCAGGACCGUACCACCCAGCAGGUACUUCUUAGAGGUCCCAGUCAAGGAGGGGUGUACUCUCUCACCGCGUCUUCUAAAGUUGCGUUCCUUUCAGUUAGAGCGUCUCCUAAAGUGUGGCACAAUCGCCUUGGCACCCGCACAUUCGAGUCUUGCGUCAGGUACUUAGACAGAGACACAGGCCGCAUAUAUUUGGCAAGGCACGUGAGGUUCAAUGAAGAAACAUUCCCCUUUCAGGGUAUGCGUCACACAAUCGCCACCUUUGCCUCUGGCGAGGCAUCCUCGUCGCCAUGGGCGUGUGCGCCAGUCCAGCAGCCUACGCCACCUAGUCAGUCCGUACCAGCACCCCCAACUCUUCCGCCACUGCCACCGGCUCCCCAACUGGCUAUUCUGACGUCGUCUUCCUCAACAACAGGGGCGACUUCCUCGUCAUUUCAACCUACGACCUCGUCGACCACUACAACCCGGCGACGACGUGUAAGGUCUAAUGUUCGGACUCAUGUUAUGCAGCUCUGGACAACAACAAAUGCAAGGCGGCGUAACCCAGUUCCCCAACCAACCGCACUGGUCGUGUCUGUAGACGACGAUGAGCCUACCUACCACACGCAAGCAAUAAAAUUCCCGCAUUGGCGUGCUGCUAUGGACACCGAAUUCAACGCCUUGCUACAGAAUCUAACGUGGCUCCUUGUUCUUGCACGUCAUGAUAUGAAUGUGAUAGGCUGCAAGUGGGUAUUCCGUGUUAAGGGCAAGUCCGAUGGGACAAUCGAUCACUACAAGGCUCGUCUAGUGGCCAAAGGGUUUAACCAAAUCCCCGGCAAAGAUUAUUCUGAAAAUACAGUUCGUGCUUAUAUCCUAGUCUACGUUGACGAUAUUCUCUUGUUAGGCAACGACUAUGACAUGCUUAGUGGAAUCGAGGCAUCUUAUGACAAAGAUGCCUUAAUGCUGACGCAACAACGCUAUAUGAAUGAACUUCUACGACGAGCUGGCAUGGAAUCCUAUAAACAGCUGUCCACUCCGAUGUCUCUCGCCACUUCUGAUGCCGUUACUGAGUCGCUACCCCUUGAUGACCCUAUGCCAUACAGGCAUCUCGUUGGGUCCCUGAUGUACCUACUGAUUACUCGCCCAGACUUAUCAUUUGCUGUCAACCAUCUGUGUCAGUUCAUGCACACGCCGACACAAGAUCAUUGGGUAGCACUCAAGCGGGUGUUGCGUUAUGUACAGGGGACACGACGCCUUGGCCUGCGUCUCACCUUGGCCUCGUCGCCAGUGGUACACGCCUUCUCUGAUUCCGACUGGGCCGGAUGCUCGUUAGAUCGGAAGUUUACUGCGGGUUACACAGUGUUCCUGGGUCCUAAUCUGGUUUCCUAG
Molecule: messenger RNA, 1371 nt
Organism: Ipomoea nil (Japanese morning glory)
Lineage: Eukaryota; Viridiplantae; Streptophyta; Magnoliopsida; Solanales; Convolvulaceae
Exons: 5
Coding region: 1-1371 (456 amino acids)
Source: RefSeq, a predicted model, not a curated record